GAUUGGCCAGCGUCACGCUCGCGCGCUGACGUAACGAGCCCCGCCCCAUCACUUUAAGGCCCGCACGCCUGCGCGUUCGGCCUUUUCUCAGCCGGUUGUGAAGCGUGGUGGAGGCGCGGCUCAGACCGUCCUGCUAGGCCAAGAUGCCGGUCGCCCGGAGCUGGGUUUGUCGGAAGACGUACGUGACGCCGCGGCGGCCCUUCGAGAAGUCGCGCCUGGACCAGGAGUUGAAGUUGAUCGGCGAGUACGGGCUCCGCAACAAGCGCGAGGUGUGGCGGGUCAAGUUCACGCUGGCCAAGAUCCGCAAGGCGGCGCGGGAGCUGCUCACGCUGGACGAGAAGGACCCGCGGCGGCUGUUCGAAGGUAACGCUCUGCUGCGGCGGCUGGUGCGCAUCGGCGUCCUGGACGAGGGCAAGAUGAAGCUGGAUUACAUCCUGGGCCUGAAGAUCGAGGACUUCCUGGAGCGGCGCCUGCAGACUCAGGUCUUCAAGCUGGGCCUGGCCAAGUCCAUCCACCACGCGCGCGUGCUCAUCCGCCAGAGGCACAUCAGAGUCAGAAAGCAGGUGGUGAACAUCCCCUCCUUCAUCGUGCGCCUCGACUCCCAGAAGCACAUCGAUUUCUCCCUGCGCUCACCCUACGGUGGUGGCCGGGCUGGCAGGGUCAAGAGGAAGAAUGCCAAGAAGGGCCAGGGAGGGGCAGGCACUGGUGAUGACGAGGAGGAAGAUUAAAUGCACUAUUCCCCCCCCCAAGUUUACCGCCUUGGGUGGAAUAAAGCUCUUCAAUAAUUU
Trichosurus vulpecula (common brushtail) is the source of this 788-nucleotide messenger RNA. It is a transcript of the gene RPS9, whose product is annotated as ribosomal protein S9. The record is from RefSeq and is a predicted model, not a curated record. Bases 144 to 728 code for a protein of 194 amino acids. The transcript is spliced from 5 exons. Gene Ontology annotation, molecular function: rRNA binding; structural constituent of ribosome. Gene Ontology annotation, biological process: positive regulation of translational fidelity; translation. Gene Ontology annotation, cellular component: cytosolic small ribosomal subunit. Lineage: Eukaryota; Metazoa; Chordata; Mammalia; Diprotodontia; Phalangeridae.